Messenger RNA from Purpureocillium lilacinum, 474 nucleotides. RefSeq lists its product as uncharacterized. The record is from RefSeq and is a predicted model, not a curated record. Gene Ontology annotation, cellular component: mitochondrion. Lineage: Eukaryota; Fungi; Ascomycota; Sordariomycetes; Hypocreales; Ophiocordycipitaceae.
AUGGCAGCCAUGGCCGAAACGCCCAAGCCCGAGCGCCUCGGCGUGCCGUCGCGAAACCCGCUGCCGCUGUCGGCCUCGCAGGAGGCCCAGGUGCGCGACAUCUUUUACGCCCGCGUGCGCAAGCAGUGCGCCGACGAGAUUAAAGCCUUUGCCGCCUGCGCCCUCGGCCGCACCUUUUCCGUGUCCUUUGCCUGCCGCGCCGAGCACCGCGCCAUGAACAGCUGCAUGAAGCUGCACGCCUCGCCCGAGGAGCACGACGCCGCGCGCGAGGAGUGGUUCGCCAUGCGCCUCGAGCGGCAGCGCAAGCGCGAGCACGACCGCAACGUCGCCGCCGCGCAGGAGGAGUUUAUCCGCGAGUGGUGGGGGCUGCCCGAGGACGUGCGCCUGUCGCGGCAGCGCGAGAUGGAGAAGCGGUACAGCGAGGAGCGCGUCGGCGGCAUGCCCGCCAAGGACCGCCCGAUACCGGGGAGGUGA